Molecule: messenger RNA, 429 nt
Organism: Branchiostoma belcheri (Belcher's lancelet)
Lineage: Eukaryota; Metazoa; Chordata; Leptocardii; Amphioxiformes; Branchiostomatidae
Product: transmembrane protein 18-like
Exons: 5
Coding region: 28-429 (133 amino acids)
Cellular component (GO): nuclear membrane
Source: RefSeq, a predicted model, not a curated record
UGCCAGGUUGUGUAACCACACUACAAGAUGGCGGAAACCGGGAAGGUGUUGUUUCGUGAGGCGUGGUUACAAAACAACUUCCCGGACUCCGUAAGGACCGACGCGAUCACCGGCGUCUGGGACUUCUUAAACGCGAUUGAUUGGAGCGAACCAUGGCUGAUUGGACUACAGGUGUUCCACGCCUUCUGUUUCAUCCUGACUUUCCUGACAAGAAAGCACAUCAACCUGCAAUGUGCCCACUUCUGUAUUCUCUUGCUUCUUGCAUAUUCUGCGCAAUACAUCAAUGAAUGGGCAUCAACCAAUUACAAGCUUUUCUCCAAGCUGCAGUACUUUGACAGCAGCGGGCUGUUCAUCUCCCUGGUGCUGUCCCUGCCACUGUUGCUCAACUGUCUCAUCAUUGUGAGGGUGAGGAAAAUCUUUCAGGACUAG